UUCCUUUCCCUACUGCUGCCUUGUGAUUUACAUUAUUUUUGCUUUACAGCAACUGAUAACAUGGAAAAUCAUUGUAAGCACCAUAGUCCAUCUUCACCUCUCUUUUCUUUUGUUUUCUUUCCUUCAAUUUUUUUUUUUUUUCCUUUCUCCCAAUGCUUAUCCCUGUAGCCUUUUGGCUGACGUUAUUCGUGUUAAUUUAGCUUUGAAUUACAUUCCUGAGAGACUGGGAUCGAGUUCAAGACUUUCAGCCUCUCUGUAAAUUCUGAACUGCAAAUUCCCAUCUUCAUCAGAAUUGUUGUAAGCAUCUGUAUUCUUUUUUUCUUUUCUUUUCUUUUCUUUUUUUUUUUAAACCAAAAUUUUGCAAUGGAAGUUGUGGCUUCAAUAGUGGGUGCACUUAUAGCAGAAGCUGCUCGACAUCUUUGUAGCCGUGUUUAUUCUACAACCAGGGGUUGCCUUGCCAGGAUAGUGGCUGUGAGUUGUGCAAAACGAGCAGUGGAGCAUAUACCAGGGCCGUCGAUCGAAGAUCAAACCACAGCCUCAGGAACCUUAGAAAAAAUCAUGGAUCUUCUGAACGAUGAUGGAGUUAGGAGGAUUGGUAUCUGGGGUAUGGGAGGGGUGGGCAAGACUACUUUGGUAAGGAACUUGAACAACAAGCUCAGGAAUGAUCCAAACAACACUUUUGGCUUGGUCAUAUGGAGUACAGUGUCCAAGGAGGUGGAUUUGAAAAGGAUCCAAACAGAAAUUGCAAAGAGAUUGGGGAUGGAAGUGAAAAAAGAUGAAAGCAUCCAGACUCUGGCUAUUCAAUUGCUCCAGAAACUGAGAAAGCAAGACAGGUUUCUCCUCAUUCUGGAUGAUGUUUGGAAGGGAAUCGAUUUGGAUGCUUUAGGCGUCCCACAGCCUGAAGAUACAAAGGGUGGUAAGAUCAUAUUGACUUGUCGACCUUUGAAUGUUUGUCGAGAGAUGAAGACUGAUCAAGAUGUUAAAGUGGAUGUCUUGACUGAUGAUGAAGCUUGGAAAUUGUUUUGUCAAAAUGCAGGCAUGGUAGCUGAAUUAGAACAUAUUAAACCACUAGCAGAGGCAAUUGUUCAAGAAUGUGCUGGAUUGCCAUUGGCGAUAAACAUCAUGGCGACAUCCAUGAGGGGAAAACAAAUGGUUGAGCUCUGGAAGGAUGCCUUGAAUGAGCUGCAAAAGUCUGUGCCGAGUAAUAUUGAAGGGGUUGAGGAUAAGGUUUAUCGGACCUUGAAAUGGAGUUAUGACUCACUACAAGGUAUGAACAUCAAAUAUUGUUUCCUGUAUUGUUCUUUAUUUCCUGAGGAUUUCUCAAUUGAAAUAAGUCAUCUUGUGCAAUAUUGGAUGGCGGAAGGCUUGAUAGAUGAAGAUCAAAGCUAUGAAGUUAUGUACAAUAGAGGAUUUGCUUUGGUUGAGAAUUUGAAGGACUGCUGUUUGUUGGAACAUGGUAGCCGAAAGGACACCACUGUGAAAAUGCAUGAUGUUGUUCGGGAUGUUGCUAUAUGGAUUGCAUCCUCCCUGGAGGAUGAAUGUAAAUCCCUUGUUCAAUCAGGAAUUGGGUUGAGCAAAAUCUCAGAGUACAAAUUUACGAGGUCUCUCAAGAGAAUUUCUUUCAUGAAUAACCAAAUAUCAUGGCUGCCUGACUGUGGGAUAAACUGCCCAGAGGCAUCAGCUUUACUUCUGCAAGGUAAUACUCCCCUUGAAAAAGUUCCAGAAGGAUUCCUACGAGGCUUUCCAGCACUCAAAGUCUUGAAUCUAUCUGGAACCCGCAUCCAGAGGUUGCCACUUUCCCUUGUCCAUCUUGGUGAACUUCGUGCUCUCCUUUUAAGGAAUUGCAGUUUUCUUGAAGAAUUACCCCCUGUAGGAGGGCUUAGUAGACUUCAAGUGCUUGACUGUGCCUCUACUAACAUCAAGGAAUUACCUGAAGGGAUGGAGCAAUUGAGCUACUUAAGGGAGUUGCAUCUAUCAAGAACCAAGCAGUUGACAACCAUUCAAGCUGGAGUCCUCUCUGGGUUGUCUAGUUUAGAGGUUCUAGACAUGAGAGGAGGUAACUACAAGUGGGGUAUGAAAGGAAAGGCAAAACAUGGACAAGCAGAAUUUGAGGAGCUAGCAAAUCUCGGGCAGUUAACUGGUUUGUACAUUAAUGUGCAGAGCACCAAAUGUCCUUCUUUGGAGAGUAUUGACUGGAUAAAAAGACUGAAAAGCUUCAAAAUAUGUGUUGGUUUAAGUAUCUGUGAUGUAUAUGAACAUGGGCAUUUUGAUGAAAGAAUGAUGUCUUUUGGUCAUCUCGAUCUAUCGAGGGAAUUUCUUGGGUGGUGGUUAACUAAUGCAAGUUCUCUGUUCUUGGAUUCCUGCAGGGGCCUAAAUCUGAUGCUUGAAACCUUAGCCAUCAGCAAGGUUGAUUGCUUUGCUAGUUUAAAGAAACUUACUAUUAUGCAUUCUGCUACCAGCUUUCGGCCAGCAGGAGGAUGUGGUUCCCAAUAUGACCUACUUCCAAAUCUAGAAGAACUUUACCUUCAUGAUCUCACUUUUCUGGAGAGUAUUUCAGAAUUAGUUGGUCAUCUUGGACUUAGAUUCUCAAGGCUGAGAGUGAUGGAGGUGACCUUGUGUCCCAGCUUAAAGUAUCUGUUAGCUUAUGGUGGUUUCAUUCUGAGCUUAGACAACCUGGAUGAAGUCAGCUUAAGCCAUUGUGAGGACCUGAGUGAUCUCUUCCUAUACAGUUCAGGGGACACCUCAAUUUCAGAUCCUGUUGUUCCAAACUUACGGGUGAUAGACUUGCAUGGCCUUCCCAAUCUGAGGACCUUUUGCAGACAAGAAGAGUCAUGGCCCCAUCUGGAGCAUCUUCAAGUGUCUCGGUGUGGUCUUCUCAAGAAGCUACCUCUCAAUAGGCAAAGUGCAACCACAAUAAAGGAAAUAAGAGGAGAACAAGAGUGGUGGAACCAAUUGGAGUGGGAUGAUGACAGCACCCGGUUGAGCCUCCAGCACUUUUUCCAACCUCCACUUGAUCUGAAAAACUUCGGGCCAAGUUGAAGCUUGGCAGACCUGUACUCCAGACCAGCUGCCUCUUAGCCAGAUAUGGAAAGAGAUGGAGCUUUGAAUCAAUAUAUUUGAUCAUGAUCAUGACAGGACUUAGUUCUCUUCUUUGCUCUUCUUUGGUAGCUUACCUCUUCCAAUUCAUCGUUCAAAGAUAUCAACUUUGCUUCCACAAGAUAUCCCCUCAUGCAUCGAUUGUGUUUAACCUUAAAGAGCCUGGAAGACCUCAAGGUCUCGUCCUGUCCCAAGGUAGAGUUAAACCUCUUCAAAUGCAGCCAAGGAUCGAACUCAGUUGCCAAUCCGACUGUUCCAGGCCUACAGAGAAUAAAGUUGACAAACCUUCCCAAAUUAAAGAGUUUAAGCAGACAACGGGAGACAUGGCCGCAUCAAGCUUAUGUUGAAGUGAUAGGAUGUGGUAGCCACAAGACAUUACCUCUCAGUAAGAGAAGUGCAGAUGCCACGAAAGAAAUAGUAGGCGAAUUGGAGCGGUGCAACCAAUUGGAGUGGGAUAGUAUUGAUAUCGAGUCCAAACUCCAGCCCUUUUCUAAAGACCAGAGGCCACGCUGAUGACACAUUGCAAAUUUUUUAUUGGACAAUGGACUACUUUAAAUUCUCCUGCUGAUUACUAAUUCAUGUUGGAUAGAUUUUUUUUUCGUUUAGAGUUCUUCUGUCUUGAAGCUGAUAGUGGUGGUGCUGGCUCUUUUUUUAUUUUCUUUUAUGAAAUAAAGGUGCAAUGGGCUGGGUUUGACAAGUUAAAAUAUGAAGGAAACAUCAAUCGGCAAGUUUUCUUGCUUGGGUAUG
Molecule: messenger RNA, 3843 nt
Organism: Vitis vinifera (wine grape)
Lineage: Eukaryota; Viridiplantae; Streptophyta; Magnoliopsida; Vitales; Vitaceae
Product: disease resistance protein At4g27190
Exons: 3
Coding region: 364-3039 (891 amino acids)
Molecular function (GO): ADP binding; protein binding; ATP hydrolysis activity
Source: RefSeq, a predicted model, not a curated record